AUGGGAGCCAGUACAAGUGCUGAUCGACCGAUUCAUGUUCCGAUUCAUGUUCGCAAAGGUGAUUUGACAAAAGAACGAACUGAUGUUGUUGUCGUGUGUUCGUCAUCAAUAGGCUUGCUUGUAAGUGUAUUACAAGCAGGUGGAAAUGCUGUAAUGACUUCAUACAACAUUGAGUUCAGAAAAAAUUCAGCAAAUGUCAUUGCAGUUGCAGCUAGUGGACAACUGCUAGCAAAAGCAAUUUAUUUUGUUCCAUGGGAACCCGAUUCUGAUGAAACACUACUCUGUAAAUCAUUGAAAAAACUCGUUUCAAAUGCAAUUGAAAAAGCAGUGAAUGAUAAUUAUAAGAGUAUCGCAUUUUCGGCUAUUGGUUGUGGUCAGUUCGGCUGUUCGAUCAGUCUUGUUGCUAAAACUUUAAUUGGAGAAGCUUAUCAAUUGCGAACUUUGCAUCCAAUUGCCGUUUCCUUUAUAAUACAACCACAUAGAACAGAUAUUUAUGAUGAGUUUCAAAAACAAAUUGACUUAUUAGAUCCAUUAAAACCAUCCGAACAAUUAGAACCAUUAGAACGAACUCCAGAAAUACCAACAGUAUCUGUUCCAAUUGGAAAUGGAAUGAUUAUAGUGGAAAAGGGAAAUAUAACAACGCAAAAAGUUGAUGCUAUUAUUGGAAACCCACCAUCAAUAGCCUUACACCAUACGAUAAUCGAAGCAGCUGGUGAUGAAGUUGAAACUGCGUAUGGAAUUGAAUAUGGACGCAAUCCAAAUUCGAUCCUGAUCUCAACUCCACCCGGUAAAUUAUCUUGCCAGCGAAUCUUUUUCCUUAAAUGGGAACCAGAUGCAGAUGACUCUAUACUUCGACAAUCGAUCAUCGAUUUCAUAUGGAAUAUUAUCCAGAAUGUUAUCUCCUAUAAUUACACAUCAAUUGCAUGUCCAGCCUUUGGAUGUGGAGGAUAUGGCUGUUCAGUAGAUAUUGUAGUCAAGACAAUGGUUCAAGAAAUUAAAAAUCAAUUGAAAACAAGAAAUUUAUCAUUGACAGUCAAGUUUGUUAUUCGCCCUGAACAACAAAAUAUUUAUGAUGAAUUUUGUAAGCAAGUCUUGGCAUCCGAAGAAGGUAAAACCUUCGAUUGCUUCUGA
Molecule: messenger RNA, 1131 nt
Organism: Rotaria sp. Silwood1
Lineage: Eukaryota; Metazoa; Rotifera; Eurotatoria; Philodinida; Philodinidae
Source: the annotation of a GenBank genome assembly